Molecule: messenger RNA, 1533 nt
Organism: Cricetulus griseus (Chinese hamster)
Lineage: Eukaryota; Metazoa; Chordata; Mammalia; Rodentia; Cricetidae
Source: RefSeq, a predicted model, not a curated record
CCAGCCUCCUCCAUGAAGCCCAAUUCUAUGGGCUCACUCCACUGGUUCGCCGCCUGCAGGUAAGGGAAGAGCUGGAUCGAUCCUCCUGCGGAAAUGUCCUCUUCAAUGGCUAUCUACCUCCUCCAGUAUUCCCAGUGAAACGGAGAAACCGGCACAGCCUGGUGGGGCCCCAGCAAGUCGGGGGACGUCCAGCCCCUGUUCGACGGAGCAAUACCAUGCCCCCCAACUUGGGUAAUGCAGGGCUGCUGGGCCGAAUGUUGGAUGAGAGAACGCCUCCAUCCCCAACAGGCCAACCAGAGGAGCCAGGGAUGGUGCGACUGGUCUGUGGUCACCACAACUGGAUUGCUGUGGCCUAUACCCACUUUCUCGUCUGUUACAGGCUGAAGGAAGCUUCUGGCUGGCAGCUAGCAUUUUCCAGCCCACGCCUGGACUGGCCUGUCGAGCGCCUGGCUCUCACAGCUCGGGUGCUUGGUGGCGCUCUGGGUGAGCAUGACAAGAUGGUGGCUGCAGCCACGGGUGGCGAGAUUCUUCUGUGGGCUCUCCAGGCACAAGGCGGUGGCUCUGAGAUAGGUGUCUUCCACCUGGGAGUUUCAGUUCAGGCCUUGUUCUUUGUUGGGAAUCAGCUCAUUGCCACAAGCCACACAGGGCGCAUUGGAGUGUGGAACGCUGUGACCAAGCACUGGCAGGUCCAAGAGGUCCAGCCUAUCACCAGUUACGAUGCAGCCGGCUCCUUCCUCCUCCUGGGCUGUAGCAAUGGCUCCAUCUAUUACGUAGAUGUACAGAAAUUUCCCCUUCGGAUGAAGGACAACGACCUCCUUGUCAGUGAGCUCUACAGAGACCCAGCAGAAGAUGGGGUCACUGCACUCAGUGUCUACCUCACCCCCAAAACCAGUGACAGUGGGAACUGGAUUGAGAUUGCCUAUGGCACCAGCUCAGGGGUUGUGCGGGUCAUCGUGCAGCACCCCGAGACCGUGGGCUCGGGACCCCAGCUCUUCCAGACCUUCAGCGUGCACCGCAGCCCUGUCACCAAGAUCAUGCUGUCAGAGAAACACCUCAUCUCAGUCUGUGCCGACAACAACCAUGUCCGGACGUGGUCCGUGACCCGCUUCCGAGGCAUGAUCUCCACCCAGCCCGGUUCCACGCCGCUAGCAUCCUUCAAGAUCCUGGCGCUGGAGUCCGCCGACGGGCACGGAGGCUGCAGUGCUGGCAAGGUGUGUUCUGUCCGCUCAGUGGAUGGCUCGCCCACGACCGCCUUCACAGUGCUGGAGUGUGAGGGUUCAAGGCGGCUGGGCUCCAGGCCCCGACGCUACCUGCUCACGGGCCAGGCCAAUGGCAGCCUGGCCAUGUGGGACCUGACUACUGCCAUGGAUGGCCUGGGCCAAACCCCUGCCUUCUUAUGGACUGGCCCCGGGGGACUCAGGCCUUCCUGUUGGAGCCAGGGCCAGGGCCCCCUUGGAGUCACUGAGGUCCCUUAGCCUUCCUUUCCUAAAAGCCAAAGUCACCUCCCUAAUAAAAUCCUCACUGCCAACACUU